Messenger RNA from Oncorhynchus tshawytscha (Chinook salmon), 2477 nucleotides. RefSeq names its product arylacetamide deacetylase. Lineage: Eukaryota; Metazoa; Chordata; Actinopteri; Salmoniformes; Salmonidae. Bases 164 to 1396 code for a protein of 410 amino acids. The transcript is spliced from 5 exons. The record is from RefSeq and is a predicted model, not a curated record. Gene Ontology annotation, cellular component: membrane. Gene Ontology annotation, molecular function: carboxylic ester hydrolase activity.
UAUAAAGAUCAGAUAACUCUUAACACGUGCUUUCAUAUCUGGCUGGCUCAGUUCCAGAAUGAAUCCACUAUUACGCUCUGCUCGGAUUGAAGUGACUUGUUAACAAGCAAAACUGACACAGUUUCUUUCUGCAUUCUUCCAUCAAUAGCUGGGGACUCGUAAAAUGCGGUUGAAAGGCAUAUUUUUACUCCUGUCUUUAGGAGCGUUCACAUCUUAUUAUGUUUACCAGCCCAUUCCAGACGAGAUAGAGGAGAGAUGGAAACUCAUGUUGACCGACUGCUUCUUCAGAAGUCUCAGCCACCUGGCAGACUUCAGUGAGCUGCUGGGGUUGAAGGACUACAUGGGGGUGAUGAUGUUCAUCACGUUCGCUGAGCGGGUGGUGCCAGUGUCAGACCAACGUGUGCACGUCACAGAGGAGCUGUUUGAUGAGGUGGAGGUGGUGGUGUACCAGCCCAAACUGCAGGGCGGCGACACUGAGCUGAGGAGAGCAGUCAUAUACCUGCACGGAGGAGGAUGGUGCCUGGGCAGCGCCAGAAUGGGACCAUAUGACCUCCUGGCUAGGCAGAUGGUCAUGGAUCUUAACUCUGUGGUCGUGUCUGUAGAGUACCGCCUGGCCCCCGCGCACCAUUUCCCCGUCCCCUAUGAGGACGUGUACCGGGCGGUGAAGCACUUCCUCCAGAGGGGGGUCCUGGCCCAGUACUCUGUAGACCCAGGACGCAUCGCUGUAUCUGGGGACAGUGCCGGGGGGAACCUGGCUGCUGCCGUGUCCCAGCAGCUGCAGCAGGAUCCAGAACAGCAGUUGCAGCUGAAGGUCCAGGCCCUGCUCUACCCUGUGCUGCAGGCUCUGGACCUCAAUACCCCGUCCUACCAGCAGAACCAUAACAUGCCUAUCCUGCCCCGUACGCUAAUGGUGCGCUUCUGGAGCGAGUACUUCACCAGCGACAAGACCUUCUUCAGGGCCAUGAUGACCAACACUCACAACAGCCCAGAGUCCGCUGCUCUGCUCAAAUUCGUCAACUGGAGUGCCUUCCUGCCAGAGUCCUAUCGGGGCAAGUACAACUACAGCGCUCCGGUCGUGGCGUUGUCGGCUGGAGGGGCGGGGUCGGACGGGCCAUCGCGCUCCAUCGCUGACCCCCGGGCCUCGCCCCUGCUGGUCCCGGAUGCCGUUCUACGCUCGCUACCGAAGGCCUACGUUCUGACGUGUGAGUACGACGUGCUGAGGGACGACGGGGUGAUGUAUGCCGCGCGCCUGCGUCGCGCCGGAGUCGAGGUAACUCACGAACACUACGCCGGAGGUUUCCAUGGCGCCCUCAUGUUCACCAUGUGGCCAACCGACUUCCUGAUUGGACGCACGAUGACGGAAAACUUAAUCAGAUGGCUGCAGCAUAACUUGUAGAAAACAGGAAAAAAUAGUUAUGGUGUUUCAAUGUUCAUUCCUGUUUCCCAUAGCAACCCUGCACCCCUUAUGUGCUACUGUACUUUAUGUUUUGUCUCUUUGGUUGUUUUUACUCAUCUAUUUUUUUAUUUUUUUUUAACAAACUAAAGCACUGUCUGUUUGUAAAUCAAAAGGGCACCUACUAAGGGUUUUUGCACUCUGAUACUACAUCCCCUACAUCCCCACAACAAUACCAGAUGCCAGUCAAAAACUGGUUAGCCUGGAUUUUCUAAUCACCAAGGAAACCAAUGAGGCAGAACAUGAGGCACACAACUGAUGCCAGAUACAAGAUGUUUGAUGAAGCCAAGUGUUGUACAUUUUACGUUGGACAUCUGGUUCUGCAGCUGAAUUCACUAUAAUAAUAGCCUGAGUGUUCUAUUAGCAGAGUCCCUACGGUCACGGGGAGAAAGACGAGGACGAAUGGUAGUUUGGUGUUGUCUUUUUAGAAUUGAGUGGGUAUGGAUAUAUUGUUUGUCGAGGACCAGUCCAGAUUACUAGGGAGGAACAUUGUUGUCUUCUCGAAUUCUUCUCAUCCCCUAAAGGCCUGUUAGGCUCAGUGAUCAUGUGAGGUGUACUGAGCUUGUUGUCUUCCCACCUUUCUGUCUCAAACUGCUGGCCCUGUGACAUGGAAGGACCAACACGAGGGAAAAGGGGAAGGACAAGGGGUUAAGGAAACCCCCCUACAGCAUGUCAGGCUUGAGGUAUUUUUGUAGUCUGAGCAUGUAGCUGUUAUUGAGGUUGAACAGAGCUGCAGUCAGUUGAAAGUAGUAGCUUAGAGCUAAUGGUCUCCCUAUCGGUUCCCCAGCUGACACUCCUCCUGUAACAGAAAAAUCUUGUUAGGGGGGAAACGAAGCUCCGUGUUCUUUAUCAUUGGAUGAAUCAGACUUGAUGACUUGCACACAUAAUAUAGACAUCUAAUCUGAGAUACUAUUUUGUUUUGCUUCAGUAUUCACCUUACAUAUCCUUGUAAAUAUCAUGACUGUCACGUGUAGUGUUUUUUUCAUGUGAAAUACAGAGAAUUGAAUAAAAUGACCUCACCUGA